AGAUGAAAUAAUAUUGAUGAUAGCUCGUGUCCUUGUUCCUCUUUUAGCACACAUCACACAGUAUUACAAUGAAUAAGAACAUUCAAUCAUCAAAUACAAUCAUUUUCAUAACAAGCUGCUGUGGAGGCAAAACCUUUUUGUUCUUUGCAAUAAAUCUUUUGUUCUUUUAUUCAGAGCUCUGAAGGUACAGGUGACACAGAGUGCAAAGCAGUCUAUGUGUCAAGUCAAACUGGAAGGAGCUGAAAACUCAAAGGAGAAGCAUUUACGCACAGGUCCUACACUCAGCUGGGGCGGAAACAAUCUGCGGCUGCAGGUUUGCCACCGGCGGGAUACAUGAGAACACACGCAGCACUGAGGAGGAACUGAGAAUGAAUGACCGAGUUCAAACAAAGUGUCCGUGAGUUUCUGUUGGGAAAGCAUCAAGAUGUGCAGCAAACUGUGCAGGAUUGCCUUCAUCUCCAAAAUCCGGGUUGCAGUCGGUGAUUGGCAGGAGGAGGAGAGUCUGACGGAGGAGCAGAGGAAUGUUGGCAGCUAUUUAGUCUGAGCUCAACAACGGAGGAAACAUGGAUUCUUCACAAAAAAAAUGUAAACACAGCAAUGGAGUGAGAUGUCGGACCUCUGAGGAGGAUAAGGAUGGUUCGGCAACAACAGCAAAAAGAGAUGAAUCACUCAGUUGUGAGCAAUGUGGCAAGACUUUUAUCACAGCAACAAAGCUCAGAAUUCACAAACGUAUUCACACCGGAGAUAAACCAUUCAGCUGUGAUCAGUGUGGAAAGGCUUUUACUCAGAAGAGUCACUUAAAAAGCCAUCAACUCAUUCACAGUGGAGUUAAACCAUUCAACUGUGAUCAGUGUGGAAAGGCUUUUACUCACAAGAGUCACUUAAAAAGCCAUCAACUCAUUCACAGUGGAGUUAAACCAUUCAGCUGUGAUCAGUGUGGAAAGCCUUUUACUCACAAGAGUCACUUAAAAAGCCAUCAACUCAUUCACAGUGGAGUUAAACCAUUCAGCUGUGAUCAGUGUGGAAAGCCUUUUAUUCAGAAGCGUAAUCUAGCAACACAUCAACUCAUUCACAGUGGAGUGAAACCAUUCAACUGUAAUCAGUGUGGAAAGGCUUUUAUUCAGAAGCGUAAUCUAGCAACACAUCAACUCAUUCACAGUGGAGUGAAACCAUUCAACUGUAAUCAGUGUGGAAAGGCUUUUACUCACAAGAGUACUCUAGCAAGUCAUCAACUCAUUCACAGUGGAGUUAAACCACUCAACUGUAAUCAGUGUGGAAAGGCUUUUACUAAGAAGAGUAAUCUAGCAACACAUCAACUCAUUCACAGUGGAGUGAAAUUGUUCGGCUGUGAUCAGUGUGGAAAAGCUUUUACUCAGAAGAGUUCUCUAGCAACACAUCAACUCAUUCACAGUGGAGUGAAACCAUUCAACUGUAAUCAGUGUGGAAAGGCUUUUACUCGCAAGAGUACUCUCGCAAGUCAUCAACUCAUUCACAGUGGAGUUAAACCAUUCAACUGUGAUCAGUGUGGAAAGGCUUUUACUCACAAGAGUACUCUAGCAACACAUCAACUCAUUCACAGUAGAGUGAAAUUGUUCGACUGUGAUCAGUGUGGAAAGGCUUUUACUCAGAAGUGUCAGUUAAAAAGUCAUCAACUCAUUCACAGUGAAGUGAAACCAUUUAACUGUGAUCAGUGUGUGAAAACCUUUACUCAACAUGUACAGUUGUUGAUCCAUCAAUGCCCCCAUUCUGGUAGAAAGCGAUACCACUGUGACUCCUGUGAAAAAACUUUCAAGCACCAACAGAGCUUAAAACGUCACCAACGCAUCCACACUGGACAUGAUGUGUACGUAUGUGAUCACUGUGGGAAACUAUUUGUACGAUACUCACAGUUAAAAGUUCAUGAAGUGACCCACACUGGGGUUAAACCAUACAUUUGUGACCAGUGUGGGAAGCGCUACAGCGACAUUGCACACCUCAAAGUUCACCAACGUGUCCACACUGGGGAGAGACCAUACAGAUGUGACAAGUGUAAGAAGACUUUUACAACUUUGGGUUCCCUGAAACAACACCAGCAGAUCCACACCAGAAAGAAACAUUCAAUCAGUGUCACAGUGAGAACGGAACAGAUGGACAAAACUCUCAGACUUACCAGCACUCUGCCAAUGGUGAACAGUGCUGCUUUGACCAGUCUGGACCAACGUCCAACCAACAAGGAACCCUGCAACGACACCAGCGUAUGCACACUGGACACAGACUGAACCCCUGCCAAGAAGAUUUCUCCAUGCAGGGUUCAGUAAAAGUUCGUGAAGUCCUCCACAAACUUAAAGUCCUUGAGAUCCGGCUUCACAGAAUUCAGGUCUAAUUUCUUGUUUAGUGUCUUCGUUGCUUCGUUGCAAAAUCCAUUAAGAGGAAAGCUGUCGUUAACAGACGUGACUGGUAAAUUAAUGAAACCAUUCAAAGUGGUUACUCAGUUAAAUGAAUUAUCAGUGGUAGAGGGAUAGACGUCUGGAUGGAGGCAGUGAGCAGCAGGGCAAAUUUCUUCAAUUACCACCUUAAUCGUUCCUCAGAUCCCUCUGGGCUGCAGGAACCCGUUAGAUGCAGAGCUGGUUCAGUGAUUCUCUGAUGAUUAAUCAUAAUUAAUUUAGGAGAUUACUGGCCUUAGGAUUCAUAUCUAUCUAUCUCUCAGGACAAUGAUGAAGAAUCUCUAAUAUUGAACAAGUAGAUCAAAUAAUCUCAGAUUAUGUGUGAGUUGAAAUACAAAAACAUAAAUUGUUAGAUGAAAAGUAGAAUCUUUGAAAGCUGACAUGGAGUUUAGAAUCACUUCUUUGUAAAUUAGCUGCAUCCAGUCAUUACCAUGACAUUGGCGUCAUGGAACCAUGACCACAUAUACACCCCCUGUCAAAAGUUUUAGGACAGGUACUAAUUGAUUUGAAUGAGAAAGUGUCCUAAAACAUUUGACAGAGGGUGUAUGUGUCUGUCGAUAGUGGCUUUUUCAAUGUUUUUUUUUUUUUUUUCAAAAUUGAGUUGUUUUAAAGUUUGAAAAUGUGGGAAAAAUAUAUAUUUUCACAGUGAAACUUCUGAUGUCCACGUUUUCAACAUUUUUGGGAAAUCUUUGAACAUUUUUAGGUGGAAAUAAAGAAAAAUUAAAAAUAUUUCUAAAGAAGGGAUUUUGGUUGAUUUUUAUGUGAAUGUUUGUAAAGAAAAUAUUAGACGUUUUACUGAAAUAUAUGUAAUCUCUUUAGAUAUUUUUAGGAUUUUUUUUGGAAGAUUUUUACUCUUUUUUUGGAAAAUAUUUACAACAAAUUUUCUUGCCAAAUUUGGGGGAUUUUUUGAAAAGAAACUUAAGAAAUUACUGGAAUUUUCUUCCUGAAGGUUUUGCAAAUUUUCAGAAAUUUGGGGAAUUUUUUUGCUGAAUUUUUUUAUUUUUUUAAAAUUUUUUUAAGACAAGGAAACAAUGUUGUUUUUUUGCCUGUAAAUGAGGACAACAGGAGGGUUAAAACAUUAAAAGGCAACAUUAUUAAGGUUUCUUUUAUCAAACGUUUUUCAUCAACAAGUACACAAAAUAGAUUAAAAAUAUAAUCUAACAUAUUUACUGAUUAAAAACUUUGAAUUUCUUCUUUAUAUUGUUCUUCUGCAUAACUCACUAUUUCAAACUGACUCAUGUUACUUCCAUGUGAUCUGCCAUUAAAACGGCCACAUUCUACCAUAAACACUGUAAAUAAUAACACACCUGCUCAAAGUUAAAGGCCAACAUACGACCCAAACAUGACAUGGAUUUGGUGCCACUUUCAACUAAGAUGAUCUCUUCUGUUAAACAAACCGUUGAUUGUGAAUCUUUUUUCCAGAUAUGAAGCUGCUCCUUCCAGGUCCACAGACAGUAAACAAAACAAAGCUCUCUGUAAAAACCCUCAGAAUGUUGAAUAGAAUAAAUGUGGACAGUUUCAUGACUGGAAGAGAAGA
Acanthochromis polyacanthus (spiny chromis) is the source of this 3960-nucleotide messenger RNA. Its product is annotated as zinc finger protein OZF-like. Gene Ontology annotation, biological process: regulation of transcription by RNA polymerase II. The transcript has 4 exons. Bases 564 to 2258 code for a protein of 564 amino acids. Gene Ontology annotation, molecular function: RNA polymerase II cis-regulatory region sequence-specific DNA binding; DNA-binding transcription factor activity, RNA polymerase II-specific. NCBI's taxonomy places the organism in Eukaryota, Metazoa, Chordata, Actinopteri, Pomacentridae. The record is from RefSeq and is a predicted model, not a curated record.